Molecule: messenger RNA, 2438 nt
Organism: Neodiprion virginianus
Lineage: Eukaryota; Metazoa; Arthropoda; Insecta; Hymenoptera; Diprionidae
Exons: 2
Coding region: 265-612 (115 amino acids)
Source: RefSeq, a predicted model, not a curated record
ACCCUCGCAGGCGCGUCGACGAAUUCAAGUUUCACCUUCGUGCCAGGGUUGGUUCGGAAGGUCAACACGGGCUUGCUCCCGAAUCAAUACGCCAACCCACCGCGUGGCUUGCGGUAUAAAACUCCCGCUCUCGCGUAAUUGGAAAAGCUAGUUUUGAUCGCCUCGAUACCGCGUCGAGUACUCGUGUAUCAUCCGUCAAACUGUUCAGUGGCAGUACGCGUUCACUCUUUUUCCGAUCAGGCUGCUGGUUCAGGCGCAAACGAGAUGCUGAAGAAAGCGCUGUCCAAAUCUGGCCUCAGGAUAUUAAGGGCAAUAAAGAAGCUUUCAACGAAGAGCAGAUUGGCGAAGAAGUCGCAGUCGGGUGCCACGUCUAAACUGUCAUUGGGAUCUGCAAAUUCGAGGCCUUCAAUGCUACCAGAACACGAGGCGAUUUCGUUAUCUUGGUCACUCGCGUCGUUGGAUACAAAGAGCGUCGACACUUACCUAACGAUGGUCAGUGAAAAUUUUCUGGAAAGCCCAGAAAACUACAGCAGAAGGAAACGCUGUUGCUGUUGUGCCGAGUAUGAAGAAAAUCUGAGGAACGAAAACAGGGAGAAUGAGAUGUUUGUGUAACCUGCGGUGAUCAUCCGCACUUACAGAUACAAGAGAGAUUUUGGAAUGAAGAAAGAAAAGCUCAACUGUGAAAGCUUCGCAAUAAAUUUCUGUUGUCCUCGCUCCCGCUAGUUAUUAUUUCCUAACAAUAUUCGAAAACGGUCGAUAUCUACGUUGACGUAUAUAUUUCCAAAUAUCGAAUUUCACGUAUCUCGAACGCGAAAAAGAGUUUAACAGCCCCAUUUCAUGUACAAUUCUGAACAAAAACACCCCAAUACAUUUUCAUUUUACGCAGAAAUAAAAAAAAAUGGCACGAAUUCUAUGAAUUUACUAUUACAGAUUUGGUAGAAUCUGUGACGUUUCUUUAUUUCUACGUCAAAUGAAAAUAUGUUUGCUUAUUUUUAUUCAGAAUUGUGUAUAGAAUGGGGCUGUAAAGCCCUUUUUUAAUACGCGGACUUUAAUAUUUGGAGAUAUAUACGUCAAUAGCGAAAUCGACUAGGGCACUCCCUUAAGGGCUCUGCUCAUUAUCGGUUGAAAGGAUCAUCCUGUCGUAUUUAUCCAAUUUUUCAACCACUCCUUAAAUUUCGGGUAUCUUGACUUUAAAUUGAAGGUGAAAGAUGGAUCUGUACGAUACUUUAAGCCGAACAAUGAACAGGAAACUUUUGUUUCUUGCUACACGUCCCGGGGAAAAAUGAAUAGAACCAAUUAGAUACAAUUAUAUCUUUGUCUAAUCUGAUCUAAGCAUGUAAUAUAAUUAUUAAAUAGAUAUCUCAAUAUCUAGACUGUAUAAAUAGGUUCUAGCAUUUAUUUAUUUAGAUCCGUAAACUUUGUGUAUGUGAUUAGAUCAAAUUAGAUGGCACUCAUAUCUUCCCGGGGUACGAUGCAAAUUAAUAUCUUACGAAUAUGAGUCAUGGAUAAAUAAUAUCAGAUACUUUUAACAAUUUUUGGAAAACGUAGAGACGUAACUUGGAAAUUCCUCCAAAGCCAUGUCGCAUAUUUAUACUUUAUAAUCAAAUCGAGAUAUUAAAAAUUAUCGUUGACAAUGAGCAAAUUUAUGGGGGAACGGGCUUUUUACAGCGGGUUUGAGUUUUGCUAUUCUACAAUUUAACCACGUUCCGCAACUUGUCUUUUAUUUUAUUUUAUUGAUGCUGUUAACCGAAAUGCAAUGUGAAUUCACUAAGUGAAAAAACUACGUCGUGACCAGCAAAAUUACGAGAGUAACUUGUACCGUACGAUAUAUGUCACAUUUGAUUAGACGUAAUCAAAACAACAACAACAACAACGACGACAACGACGACCACGAAAAAUUUUGAAUAUCGAUAAUAUAGUCAUUUUGUAAGGUCAUAAAUUUCGGAACGACCAAUUUAUCUCGGAUUUCAAGAAAUUUUGAUGUAAGUUUUUCUAUUCCGAAAGACUAAACAAAUACUGGGACGAUUUUCGAACUUCGAAAGACGCUAACGACGAAACGUUGAAUAUUUCAUUGACGAUUGGACUCUCAUCACUUGGAAAAAAAUCUCUUCAUAACUAUAGAAAUCUUCUGCCACAACUUUCGUUGUCGACUGUACAGACUUGACGAAAAAGUUUAACCGUAUAUACAAAUUGCGUCGAAUACAACGAAUCCUGUGAUCGAAUUUCAUAUACCUGAAAUUUUAGAGAUUUAACAAGUGAAUCGUUUUUCGUAAUAUUCACAUUUUUAAAUUCAAGUUAACUUGGUCAUUGAUAAAAACUUAAGCGUGAAGCAUCUUAUAUUUGUAUUUCUGCAGGCAUUUAUGAAUAUUCUCUGUUAAAAUAUACGUUGCGUGCGAUAUCGAAUGGAUGAAUUAUACAACCCUAUGUGAUAAUGUACA